GGAAAACACACAGUCGAUGCUCGCCGUCGUACAGUUUUCAAAGGGUCUUCCUUUUUUUCUCUUCUCGUCUACGCUUUCCAUUUGAUUCCUCCCUUCGCUUUCCGUUCGCCUUUUAGAUCUUUGAAUUUCUCCGAUUGCAAGCAUUCAUCUCUCAAUUGCUGCUCCCCACUCCCCACUCCUUUCAUCAGUCAAAAAAGCCCUAAUUUUUUUGUUUCUCUUUCUCGUUGAUCCUUCGCUGGUUUCGUACGGAAACUCGAAAGGCGGUGUUUUUAGGGUUUUUUGUUCUUCCUGUUGUUCGGAAUCCGCCAGAGAGCUUCGUUUACGGGUGGUUUGGUUUCCGUCUCCGUGACAUUUCUUCCUUUUUUUAGCAACUCUUCCUUGGAGUUGAAGAUAUCGUAGGCCAUGGAGGAGAUUAAGGUGGAAAACGAGUUGAAGCUCUGCGGGGUAAAGAGAGAAAAUUUCCGUAAAGCAUUUGAGAAGAUCAACUCUCAAGCCUCGGAUAUACUCGUCUUAUGUCUUCAGUGGUCAGAUAUAGAGGCUACUCUGAAAUCGGCGGAAGAGAAGAUAGCGAAGAGGCUGAGGGAAGUAGAGGCGAAGGAGGCGGAGUUGCAAAACAGAAGCUUCGCACUUGAUGAAAGGGCUAAAGCGGUUGAAGCAGCGGAAACUGAGGCGGGUGAAUUGGAGAUGAAAUCUGAUGGGUUUCGGAUGGAAAUUGAAGAAACAAGUAAAGAUUUGGACUUUCUUAGGAACAAAGUCGAGGUUUCUCAAAGCGAGUUCAUCACAGAGGAAGUGAGAUUGACUCUGCUGUGGAAAUCAGUGGAGGAGUGUACAGCAGAGCAAAUGUCAAAGACGAGUCAACUUAAUGAUAUGGUCGAAUCGUUGAGAAAGACUCAGGCUGAGCUUGAUAUGAAAGGGGAACAGUUAGCACAGAUGGAGACGGAUCUUGAGAGGCAUCGUGUUGAGGUCAGCGCAGAGAAGGAGCACUUAGAGAAGACUCAAACAUGCGUGAGAGAACUGGAUGAGGAAAUUGAGAGAAAGAAAAAUUACCUCACGUCGGUGCAGGACAAAACUGCAGAAUGUGAGAAGCUCCUUGGGACACGGUCCUCAGAACUUGUUACUAAACAGAAAGAGUUGAAAGAACUGAGUCUGGACCUUGACUUGACGGAGGAGACGGUCCUAUCACUGAAGAACGACAUGAAGGAGACUUGCGAACAGGUAGAAUCAAAAGCGAAGGAGUUGAAGGACAUUCAGAUGCUGAUUGAGGAUAGGAGUUCACAUUAUGAAUCAAUCAAGUCGUUGAUUGAGGAACACACUGAAGAGCUUGCUUCUAAAGAGAAGAGACAGAAUGAGCUAAAGGAGGCUAUUCGCAAACUAUCCUUGGAGAUUGACUCUAAGCAGAAGACAUUGGAAAGAGCUAAAGUUUUUAUCGAGCAACUCUCUGAAAAACAACAUUCAAAAGAGAAAAAACUGGAUUCGACUAGAAGACAUCUAGAAAGAUGCAUUAAAGAGUGGGAUUCAACGAAAACGGAACUUCGCUCUGUGAAGGAUACGCUCAGAGAAUGCGUCCACAACAUGGAUAUCAAAGAGAAGGAGUUGAAGACUUUACAGUCAAUACUCACUGAGAGAAAUAAACAAGUGGAGGAAGCAGAGAAGAAAAUGCAACAUUUGAAUAACUCUAGUGAGGAACUUAUUAGACAACUCAAGUUGAAACAAGAAGAGGUUUCUUUAAUCAACAAGUCGGUUAGGGAAUGCUCAGGUGAAUUGGAGGCUAAGAGCAAACAUUGUGAUGAGGUUCAAAGGUCAAUUACUGACCUUACUGCUGAACUCAGAUCGAAAGAAAGCGAUCUGAAAAAGAUUCAAAAAAGCUUGAAAGACGCCCAUUCUAAAGAGGAGCAGCAAGUCAGAUUAAAAGAAUCGUUGAUGAAACGUGAGCAGGGACUUGUACUGAAAGAGAAGGAGCUUGAUAAUAAAGAUCAGCAACUGAAAUCAACAGAACAGAAGUUGGCUAAAUCUUUAAAGGAAAUUGAGCUGAGAGCAAAGCAGUUGUCCAGCUUUUGUCAACAACCGGAUCAACAAGUUGACUUGGUACGAGAUGCUAAUGUAUGCGACGAGAAAACUUUGCAGCUACUCUUACGUGGGCAAAUGAAGAAAUGUCAUCAGCUUCACCUCGAUGUUCUGCGUUCUCUUAAAGCAUCUUCUGACCCGGCAAAGCUUGUGUUAGGCACAAUACAAGGGCUUUGCUCUGCUCAUGAAAGGACGGCAGAGACAAAUCUUGAUCUGAAUAGUGUUAGAAGGAGUAGCAUCUGCUUGCUGGAAUGCUUAAUGGAUAUAUCACCAAAACCCAAGGCUGAAGUACAAGGAGAAGCUAUCAAAUUUGCCACCGAAUGUAAGAACACAACUCUGCUUAAGGCAGAGAAUCCUGUGGAGGUGUUGGGUUUUCUGCACUUUCUUGCUGCAUUCAGUUUAGCAUACACUUUCGAUGCCGACAAAGUCCAGAAUCUUUUUGAUGUCGCCUUUCUUCGCAAAUACGCUCCGAGUCUAUGCGAGGCUCUUGGAGUAUCAGCUUUAGUACCUGUCAACAAUGUUCUAUCACUGGAAGAUAAUCCUCAACAGCAGCCUCCUGAAGCACCAAUUAGCAAUAGUAGUGACUCUCGCUCUCUGUCUGUCCAAGAAAACGUAUCAUCAUCAAUUCAUUUGGCUGAUGACGAUGCUCUAAGGGACUUUGAGGGCUCAACUUCUUUUUCACCGAAUGAAGUCUCUACUAAACUUCCAAUGUUGAAAGAUCCAGGCAGGUUUGUUCUAACUUCUGUCGAGGAUGCGUUGGCGGGUGUUCAUCGGAGAGGGGAAUUGGUUUUAGCAGAGCCUAUAGUUAAGACUUUGGUUCCACUUUUGGAGGAGCUGGCACGUGUUGUAACCUCUACGGACCCUGAUCUACAGUCAGAUGCAACAAAAGUGGCACAUCAAUGGAGCUUGAUGAUGGGGAAAAGUGCUCAAAAGUCACAGCUCGAGGCUUGGGCUUUUCUGCAGUUCAUUGUGGCGUAUGGAUUGGUGAAACAAACCAAUCAAGAUGAAACUUUACAGUUUGCCUCGUCUGUUGCUCACUUCAAAGAGGCUCCAAAGCUCUUUCAGUCUCUUGGUCUCAGUUCUGCCAUCCCAAAUUUUGUUAAUCAGCUCCUAAACAAAGCCCUAUACAUUCCGGCAAUCCGGUUUAUGCUUUCCUUCAACGUGAAGAACAACUUUUCUCCCCUGGUAUUCUUGAAGGAAGAGAUCAUGAAUCUUAAACGCUCUGCCAAGGAAAAGAGAAGAUUUGAAUCACAGGCUGAAGCUGCUAAAUUGAGAGACAUGAUCGAAAUCAUUAAAGACUUCAAGCUGGAAAUUGAUCUUCCUGUGGAACUUAUCGACAAAUUUAUGGUUCCUCGGGAGAUUCACACUCAGAACCAGUGUGUUGUCCCAUCAUCUGUCCCAAUUCAAUCGCCGCCGAUGCUUCCACGGUUUCAUAUGCAGGCUUCACACACAGUCGUUCCCAGCUCAUACCUUGCCACUCAUGUCUCGAACCAGAGCCAUCCAACGAGCCUCGGUGCAUCACCUAAUCCACAGUUUCUAGACGUGGGAACAUAUCAAGCUGGUGGUUUAGCUGCGUUCCAAGUUCAAACUUCAGAGCACGCUGGUUUUAAACGGCCAAGGAUGGAUCCUGGGGGUCCUAGACCGACGAUUAGACCUUGCUUCAAUCAACCACCACCAAGCUAUGGCAGAUUCUAGGGUUCUGUCUCAAAGCUAGCAGCUAGGAUAUAACAAAGAAAUAGUUUUUUUCUUUCUUUCUGGUGUAGAAUCUAAGUAGGUAUAGGCUGUGGUUAAUAGCUGUACCAUCUUGUUUCUUAAUCUCUCUGGUUACUGUGUAAAGAAUAUACAGAGGGAAAGCCUUUUGUUUUCUAAGAUGUUCAAAUGUUGUUUGACUUUCUCUAAUUUCGAGUCCUUUGCUAAUUUCUCUAAGCAAAAUCAUUUUCGUAUGC
Molecule: messenger RNA, 4010 nt
Organism: Thlaspi arvense
Lineage: Eukaryota; Viridiplantae; Streptophyta; Magnoliopsida; Brassicales; Brassicaceae
Source: the annotation of a GenBank genome assembly